GUUACCAAACACACAAUCAAAAUGGGUUCUUCACAGUUCCUGAUCUCCUUCCUCUUCCUCCUCCUCUUCUGUCACAGCGUAACAGUCACCGGUGAUGAAAUCUGCCCGGUUGCUACCUGCGGAGGAACUGAACCGGCGAUCCGGUUCCCUUUCGAACUAUACGGUUUGCAGCCGGAGAUUUGCGGGUAUCCGGGAUUCGACCUCACCUGCAAUAACCAGAGUAGGACGAUUUUGGAGAUCUCUUAUUCAGGAAGGUUUUGGUUAAAAAGCAUCGAUUAUUUCAAUCAAGAGAUCCGGAUCAACGACCCGGAUAAGUGUCUCCCGGAACGGUUACGGAGGUUUGAUCUCCGGGGUUCACCGUUCAAGACAGCGUUAUACGAGAACUAUACGAUGCUGAGGUGCUCGACGGCUCAGGAGAUGAUUCCUAUACCGUAUAAUUCUAUUGGCUGUCUUAGUAAUUCGACAGUGGAAAUUUGGGCUACGGCUUCUGGGGCGUCUGUGGAUAUGAUGGUGUCGAGCAGGGGAUGCCAAGUGAUUGAGACGGUGAAGGUUCCAAUUCCUUGGUCUGGUUACUAUGAGAACAGUGUCAUGUCGUUUAGUGACUUGAGCGAAGACUUGGUACUUACAUGGGAUGUGCCUCGAUGUGGAGAUUGUGAGGAGAAGGGAGGAAGGUGCGGUAUCAAGAGCAGCUCUAGCCUUGAAGUUGAAUGUUAUGGUGUGUCUGGACAUGGAGGACUAUCAAGAAGUGUCAGCUAUGCAGUGACCAUAGGCAUUGGUUUGCCUACACUCUUAUGUGGGAUCGGGAUCGUAUGCUACAUGAGUGGGAGGUUCAAAAGAUACAGAAGUCACAAUUCAAGUGGUGUGGAGGGUGGCGGUGCCACCUCAACAAUAAAUCCACAGCCCACCGUGGCUGCAACAGGCCUUGACAACCCAACCAUAGAAUCCUAUCCAAAAGCUGUGAUUGGUGAGAGUCGCCGGCAGCCAAAGCCUGAUGAAAAUACAUGCACAAUCUGCUUAUCGGAGUAUCAACCGAGGGAGACAAUCAGAACAAUACCACAGUGUCAACACUUUUUCCAUGCUGACUGCAUCGAUGAAUGGCUUAGGAUGAAUGCUUCAUGUCCGGUGUGCCGGACUUCUCCGGCACCACUUUUGUGUGCACAGCCUCCGUGAUCUAUCUAUGUAUCUUCUCUUUCAUCCCUUUUCCUUUCUUCUUUCGAUGUAGCUGUUGAGGUUGCAAAAAUUUGGAAGUUGAAAUAGGUGUUUCUUUUUUUUUUUUUCUCUUUUUCUUUGGCCAAUUAUUGUUGUCACAAAGAUUUGUAAAUUUUUUCAAUGUCGCGAUACAUUUAUUUUGCUGCAUAGAUAGAUUAUGCAUAUCCAUUGUAAACUUGGAUAGAGGAUACAUGAGGUCUAGGUUAGCUACGUGUCAAAUUUCAAAAUGUAAUUCAAUCAAAUACUGCUUUUGUAUUCGCAUUCAGCUCA
Messenger RNA from Macadamia integrifolia, 1479 nucleotides. Its product is annotated as putative RING-H2 finger protein ATL21A. Gene Ontology annotation, molecular function: polysaccharide binding. The coding region runs from base 22 to 1170 and encodes 382 amino acids. The record is from RefSeq and is a predicted model, not a curated record. The transcript has 2 exons. NCBI's taxonomy places the organism in Eukaryota, Viridiplantae, Streptophyta, Magnoliopsida, Proteales, Proteaceae.